This is a messenger RNA of Suillus fuscotomentosus, 1209 nucleotides long. Its product is annotated as glycoside hydrolase family 18 protein. The coding region runs from base 1 to 1209 and encodes 402 amino acids. Gene Ontology annotation, molecular function: chitin binding; chitinase activity. The record is from RefSeq and is a predicted model, not a curated record. The transcript is spliced from 5 exons. Lineage: Eukaryota; Fungi; Basidiomycota; Agaricomycetes; Boletales; Suillaceae. Gene Ontology annotation, biological process: chitin catabolic process; carbohydrate metabolic process. Gene Ontology annotation, cellular component: extracellular region.
AUGUUCAAGUUGCUGAGGCUCGCGGCCCCCCUUGCCCUCCUAUCUUCUGCUUGUGCAUCCAAGGUAGCUGGCGCGUGGUAUGCUGGCUGGCAUGCUACUAACGGAUACCCGGUGUCCAAUAUCAGCUGGGACAAGUACAACACGGUGUACUAUUCUUUUGCAACAACCACUCCAGAUGUGAAUACUAUAUCACUAGAAGGGUCGAAUGGCGCGUUGCUUCCUGUCUUUGUGUCAGAAGCACAUGCACACGGUGUUAAAGCCCAUAUUGCCAUUGGAGGUUGGGGUGGCAGCAUUUACUUUUCUUCUAACGUCGCAACAGCGGAAAAUCGCACUGCAUUCGUCGACACGGUGCUAGAUUUUCUCGAAAAAUACGAUCUAGAUGGUGUCAACUUCGACUGGGAGUAUCCAGAUAAGCAAGGCAUUGGCUGUAAUAUCGUCAAUUCUGAUGACAGCGCAAACUUUCUUUCCUUUCUCCAAGAACUUCGCGAAGAAAGCUGCUCGAAUCUCACCAUCUCGGCAGCAGUAUCUUUGACGCCAUUUCGUGAUUCCAGCGGCAAUCCGUCGACUGAUGUCUCUGCCUUUGCAGAGGUUCUUGACUACGUUGCUAUUAUGGACUAUGAUGUCUGGGGUUCGUGGUCCUCUGCUGUUGGCCCUAACGCCCCACUCGAAGAUUCCUGUGCGACCUCGUCUGAGCAACAAGGCUCAGCUGAUUCCGCAGUGAAGGCUUGGUCAAAUGCAGGCAUGCCCGUUGACAAGAUUGUCCUGGGUGUUGCAUCAUACGGACACUCUUAUAGCGUCAGCCCCUCUGAUGCAUUCGUGUCGGGCACGAAGACGCUAGCAGCUUACCCCGCUUUUAAUUCAGCUAAUCAGCCCGUAGGGGAUGCAUGGGAUAACACCGGGAGCGUGGAUUCCUGUGGCAAUUACGAAGGAUCCGGAGGUACCUUUGACUUCUGGGGACUGGUCGACGGUGGCUUCCUCAACUCGGAAGGUACGACUGCCCCUGGUAUCUACUCUCGGGUUGACUCGUGCAGCCAAACGCCCUACGUUUAUAAUGAAACGUCCGAGGUCAUGAUUUCCUAUGACAACGCGGAUUCAUUCACGGCCAAAGGCACGUUCAUCAAAAACACUGGGCUGCUCGGAUAUGCUAUGUGGCAGGCCGGUGGAGACUAUAACAAUAUCCUCGUCAAUGCUAUCAAUAGCGCUGUGUAG